AUGCUACGAGAUCUGUCUCACUACGCCUUUCUUUUCCCUUCACUCAGUGUCUAUCGACAUCUCUUGGCCAUCGAGUUUCCUGUAAAGUUUUUAAUUUUCUCGAUACGUUUUUCUUUUACACACUUCCCUUUUUCCUUCGACUUCUUCUCCUGUUCCUCCGCUUCCACCUUCUUCUUCGCCGCCAUAUUAUUAUUAUUAUUAUUAUUAUCAUUUUUUCCUCUUCUUCUUCUUCUUCUUUUCUUCCCUCCCUCCUGUACUGCCUUCUUCUUCUUCUUUUUCGCCUUCUUCUCCUGUGCCGCCGCCUUCCAUUUUUACUUUAAUCUAUGGGAAGAUGCCCUGAAAAACACACCUGCCUGUCUCCCGACCAUAACCCGGCGAAAUGUUUACUUUUCUUUUAUCUUUGUACCUUUUUUCAUUAAUUCUGAUUUUCUUCUUUCGACUUUGCUCUUUUUUUCUUUCUUCUUGAUAUUCUUUCUUUCGCUAUUUUUUCUUCCUUAA
This is a messenger RNA of Acanthosepion pharaonis, 498 nucleotides long. NCBI's taxonomy places the organism in Eukaryota, Metazoa, Mollusca, Cephalopoda, Sepiida, Sepiidae. The record is from the annotation of a GenBank genome assembly.